This is a messenger RNA of Aspergillus steynii IBT 23096, 237 nucleotides long. RefSeq lists its product as uncharacterized. The coding region runs from base 1 to 237 and encodes 78 amino acids. Gene Ontology annotation, molecular function: protein heterodimerization activity. The transcript is spliced from 4 exons. The record is from RefSeq and is a predicted model, not a curated record. Gene Ontology annotation, cellular component: kinetochore; nucleoplasm. Gene Ontology annotation, biological process: kinetochore assembly; mitotic cell cycle; chromosome segregation. NCBI's taxonomy places the organism in Eukaryota, Fungi, Ascomycota, Eurotiomycetes, Eurotiales, Aspergillaceae.
AUGGCUGCCACUCAGAAGCUCUACCCUCGCGGCACGGUGAAACGCAUCGUGAAAGCUCACGCCAACCGCAAUGUCAGCAAGAAUGCCGAUAUAUUGAUCUUCCUGGACUAUAUGCUGUUUAUGCAGGAGUUGAUGCGAGAAUCGUCCAUUCGAUCCCGGAAAGCGGGUGAAAAGAACAUCUCUCCGAAUUCGGUUCGCAAAGUGACUGAGAGAACGCUCCGAAAGUUCAAGGGUUGA